GCCUGGAGGCGUGGAGUCUGGGGCGGAGCCUUAGCAGGGGUUGGGCAGGUCCGCCUGGACCGACGUGGCGCAGCGGCCUGGCUGCUGCCCUCCAUCUGGCGAUUUGUCUCCUGCGGGACGCGGACCUCGGCCCGAUGCGCCUCCCGCUGCCCCCUCCACCGCUACUGCUCCUUCUCGCGGCGUCUGCGAGCCUCGCCGCCGCCACCGCCACCUUUCAGCCGGACUGGAACCGUCUGCGCGGCCUGGCCCGGGCCCGGGUAGAGACCUGCGGAGGAUGACAGCUGAACCGCAUGAAGGAGGUGAAGGCCUUUGUCACCAAGGACAUUCCAUUGUACCACAACCUGGUGAUGAAACACCUCCCAGGGGCCGACCCUGAACUGGUCCUGCUGGGACAACGCUAUGAGGAGCUAGAGAGAGGCAGAGCUGAUCCAGGGUCUUCGUAA
Echinops telfairi (small Madagascar hedgehog) is the source of this 443-nucleotide messenger RNA. It is a transcript of the gene SELENOM, whose product is annotated as selenoprotein M. The transcript is spliced from 5 exons. Gene Ontology annotation, molecular function: oxidoreductase activity. NCBI's taxonomy places the organism in Eukaryota, Metazoa, Chordata, Mammalia, Afrosoricida, Tenrecidae. The record is from RefSeq and is a predicted model, not a curated record. Gene Ontology annotation, cellular component: endoplasmic reticulum lumen.